GCGUGACAUCGCGUAGAGGAGCAGUGGCUGGCGAAGUGGUGCUAAAGUUGUUGCCCCUCACAGAUAUGGCGCUGUCCUUGCUGCUCUCCGGGACAGUUUUGUUCCUUCUCAGCGCUGAGGUGCUCGCCGCUCGGCUGGAACCCUAUGACUCUCUGUAUGAUAGCGGCGUGCAGGCUUACUAUCGGGGGGACUGGCACCCCGUUAUCCUCUUUAUGGAGAAGGCGCUGAGGAACCGUGAGCUCCUGCGGCGCCACCACAUCAGCUGUCGCCUGCACUGUGCCAACCGCACCGGGGGGUUCAGCGAUCUGCCCCUUCACUGGGGACCCGUGCAAGACCUGACAUUGUUCCAGAGGCUGCUGGACCGAGCUGACUGCCUGAAGCGGUGCGAAGAGGAGAACAUCGGGGCGCCUUCUGACUUCUACAUAGCCAGCCAGGAGCUGGAGCUGGAGUUCAGCAAGCGCAGCCCGUACAACUACCUCCAGGUGGCUUAUUUUAAGAUCCAUAAAAUUGACAAAGCCGUGGCUGCUGCAUACACCUUUUACAUGGCAAACCCAGAACACAUGGAAAUGAGACAGAACUUGGAGUAUUACAAAAUGAUGGAAGGUGUCAAGGAAUCUGACUUCAGGGAUCUGGAAGCAAAACCCCACAUGCACGAGUUCCGCUUGGGAGUGAGUUAUUAUACAGAUGAGGAACCGGCGCCUUCUAUUGCACAUUUUGAGAAGGCGCUGGAGGAAUAUUUUGUAGCUGAUCUUGAAUGUCGGAGCAUGUGUGAAGGGCCCUAUGAUUAUGAUGGCUACAACUACAUGGAUUACAAUUCUGAUUUAUAUCAGAGCAUAACAGAUCAUUAUGUGCAAAUUAUGAACUGCAGGCAGAGCUGUGUAACAGAGCUAGCAUCACAGCCAGGACGUAAAAAGCCUUUUGAAGAUUUCCUCCCCUCACAUUUAAACUACUUGCAGUUUGCAUACUACAACACUAAUAAUUACACAAAAGCAAUUGAAUGUGCAAAAACCUACUUGCUAUUCUUCCCUAAUGAUGAGGUUAUGAAUCAGAAUUUGGCUUACUAUGCUGCUGUUCUUGGCGAGGAAGAAGCAAAGUUGAUAAAUGCAAGAGAGAAUAUUAAUAGUUAUAUUCAGCGCAGUCUGCUCGAGAAAGAACUGCUUUACUUUGCCUAUGACACCUUUGGAAUUCCUUUUGUCGACCCAGAUAGCUGGACUCCAGAAAAUGUUGUGCCGAAAAGACUCAGAGAAAAACAAAAGAUGGAGAAGGAGACAGCAGCAAGAAUUACUGAAGAGAUUGGAAACCUGAUGAAAGAAAUUGAAACUCUUGUUGAAGAGAAGAAUAAAGAAACAUUAGAUUUAACAAGGACAAUACGAGAAGGCGGUCCUGUGUUGUUUGAUGAAGUCAACGUAGUGAUGAAUUCAAAGACUUUGAAUGGAUCUCAAAGAGUUGUUACUGAUGGUGUUAUCUCAGAAGAGCAGUGUCGAGAACUUUUAGGACUUACAAAUGCAGCCGCUUCAGCUGGUGAUGGGUACCGUGGCACAACCUCCCCUCAUACUCCAAAUGAAAAGUUUCAUGGUGUUACUGUGUACAAAGCACUUAAGCUGGGGCAAGAGGGCAAGGUCCCUUUAAGCAGCGCACUCUUAUACUAUAAUGUUACCGAUAAAGUAAGAAGAGUGGUAGAGUCAUACUUUCGACUGGACAGCCCACUCUACUUCUCAUACUCCCACCUCGUCUGCCGAACUGCUGUUGAAGAGAAACAGGAGGGAAGAAAGGAUUUAAGUCAUCCUGUGCAUGUUGACAAUUGCAUUCUAAAUGCAGAAGCAAAUAUGUGUAUAAAGGAACAUCCAGCUUAUACUUUCCGUGAUUACAGUGCCAUACUAUAUCUAAAUGGGGAUUUUGAAGGAGGAAAUUUUGUUUUUACAGAACUUGAUGCAAAGACAAUAACUGCUGAAGUGAGACCACAGUGCGGGCGAAUGGUGGGAUUCUCAUCUGGAGAAGAAAAUCCUCACGGAGUAAAUGCCGUCACUAAAGGCCAGCGGUGCGCUGUUGCCUUAUGGUUCACUCUAGAUCCCCGUCAUAACGAGAGGGAAAGAGUUCAAGCUGAUGACUUGAUAAAAAUGCUCCUUAGUCCGGAGGCAGAUCUGUCCCAGGAGGAGGCACAACAAACAGCAGAACCACUUUCUCUAGGGGAAGCCAAUCUGAGACAGUCUGGCUCAGAAUCACCAUCUGAGACCCCUGAUGCUAAAGAUGCAGAUAAACAAACAGAUACUACAGAUUCAGUUGCUGCAGAAAGCACAGACUCUUCUAUAGAACACGUGCGCGGACCACCUGUGGACUCCAAACCCAAGACAGAAUUAUAACAUUAAUGUGGGACUUUUGGUUGUGCCUCGGAGACUGCUCUGAACCAGGGAGAUAACAUUUCCAAAAAAAGUUUAAUGAAAAACCAAAGCAUAACGUUAAUGUUUUUCAUUUUGUUUUUAAUCAUUCCUGGAAGAAAAGCACAACGGCAGAGACGACUCAUGAGUCAUGAAUGUUGCAUGUACAAAUUUACAAAGAGUUUUCAAUUCCAAGAGGCAGUUCGUGCUAGAACCUAACAGUGUGCAUUCUGGCUUGCAUCUUUUUCUUUUUUUACAGGAGGAAGUUUUUCUGUUUUUAAACCAGGCCCUGCAGUCCCAUGCAAUAAGUGGAUACCAAGGGGAAAUAUCUAGUUUGCUUGUUGUUUCCACUUGUUUACAAGAAUGGGUGACAGUUAUGAUGGAAUACCUAAUUUUUUGCCUUGAUCCUUUCAUGGAAAAUAGAUACUGAACUUUUAAUAUCGAACAUUAGAAAAAAUGACCGAUUGGGCUCAAAAUAUUUUUAAAUGAAUUUUGAAGGCAGAAUUUCUUUGUGUCCUGAUGUUUUUGUUGCAGAGAUAUUCAGUCAACUGUAUUUUCAGUGAACAGUGUAAUAAUCUAGGACCUACACUGGUUGUGUAUUUAUUUGGAGCCGGUCUUGCAGAAUAGCCUGUGUUUGCAAAACAACCAAGUGUGAGUUUUUCAUGUUACACUGUUCCACAUGGUUUGUAUGUUUAUGUGGUUGCGGAAUGAUUGAGAGAAAUCGGUCAAUGUGCAAUUUUAUGACUUGAAACUGUGGCUCAUAUAAAUAAAAACUGGCAAUGUUUGGGAUAUAGAGGAUGUCUUCUAUGCAGGCUAAUUGUUUCUUCCAGGAUGUGACACCCUUGCAGGAGGGGGGGUUCUGCGACAGAUGAGAUUCAAUGAUGAUAAAUAUAAGUUCUUAUGUUUCAGAUUUAAAAUAUGCAAGCCACCUACAUUUUUAAUGGGACUAUGUUUGGACAGUAACUGUUUAUAAACUGCUGUAGCAAGCAAUCGCAAUGAGCAGCUUGAAGCUGGUAAGAAUAUGUAGAAUAUAUGGAGAGUAUUCAGUGCUGUUUUAGUCUCCAAGAUAUUUAUGGAAUAGAAAAUGGCCAAAGAAGAGUAACUAAGCUAAUAAAUGGCAUGGGAAGUCUCAGUUAUGAGGGAAUGCAGAACAAGUUAGCAUUGUUUACAUCAUAGGGUGAAAGAGCUCCUACAGUCUCCAACAUAUUUUACCUAAUCUGUGAGCUUCCUUAGAAAAUUCUGCUUAUACUCUAAAUACUGUAAUUCUAAUAAUUCAUUAAAACCCUUAAGAAAUUUGGUCUUUGAAGGUGGCCAUACACAUGGCAAUUCUGAUCUUUCCAGCGACCAACGGUCGCAAGAAAGAUCGUUCGUUUCCCCCACUGACGUUCAUGACUGAUUCGUCUGAUGUGGAGGUAGAAACAAUAUGAAUUCUAUCUCCACCUGCCAAUUCAGUCCUGAACAUAGAUUUUGUUCGGGCGGCAUCAAAAUCUUUUAACCUGCCCGAUUGACGAGACGACCAAUAUCCGCAGCCUUUGCGAUGUCGUCUCAUGGAUCCACCAUACACGCACCAAAUUUUGUACGAAACAAGGUUUCAAUCCAAUCCAAUAUUGUUUACAUAAAAUACAAUUAUCCCCAGCUCUGUCUAGCUUUAACCACCUUUUUUUUGGUGAAAUGGAAAUUUCAGCAUCAAGUUUCUGAAGAAGCUGCUUAGAACUGAAUUGUAUCCGUUUGGUUUUCCCACGUUCUGUGUUUGGGAAGUUGAUCUUUGCAGUUUGGCAGGUGUGGCUCUGCUGGAGUGCAGUAUAGAUUGCACCUCUAUAUCAGAUCUCAGACAGGGAUCUUAUUACCCAACUUUGCCUUUCCUUCCACCUUUUAACUUAGUUAUCUUCCUAGCCUUUGAACAAAUCUUGCUGUCUUCUUCCUGCAAAAAAAAGAAAAUAAAAAUUCGCUUUGUGAGAAGUAAA
This is a messenger RNA of Xenopus tropicalis (tropical clawed frog), 4339 nucleotides long. RefSeq names its product prolyl 3-hydroxylase 1 (gene p3h1). The transcript is spliced from 15 exons. Gene Ontology annotation, cellular component: endoplasmic reticulum. Gene Ontology annotation, molecular function: 2-oxoglutarate-dependent dioxygenase activity; iron ion binding; procollagen-proline 3-dioxygenase activity. NCBI's taxonomy places the organism in Eukaryota, Metazoa, Chordata, Amphibia, Anura, Pipidae. The coding region runs from base 66 to 2360 and encodes 764 amino acids. Gene Ontology annotation, biological process: collagen metabolic process. The record is from RefSeq and is marked provisional.